Messenger RNA from Racocetra persica, 471 nucleotides. The record is from the annotation of a GenBank genome assembly. NCBI's taxonomy places the organism in Eukaryota, Fungi, Glomeromycota, Glomeromycetes, Diversisporales, Gigasporaceae.
UCAAAUUCGCCAGAAGAAUUGUCAUCGAAGGAUUUGUUAUCCGAAGAAUUGAAGUUGAUAAAGAAGGAAAAACAAGUUUCUGCAAUGAAAUUCAUUGUUGCUACUCUACCCAAUAUAAAUGAAUUGGACGAAAAGAAUGAUAUUAAUUUAUUAGUGACAUUUACUUCCUUGUAUAACAUCAAAUUAGACCUUUUAUAUCAUCAAUUUUACAUAGAGUUUUUAGUUGAAGAUGAUGUAAAUGACAAUCUUACAUAUACCCAAGCUCACGUAGAAAAUCUGAAAAGGUUAUUCGUAGAUUUCCCUGAAAUGAUCUUAACACAAUUGGAUAAUAUUCUCACAGAAAAUCAAUCGGUGCAGCCGAAACUACGUACAUUAUACUUCAAUAUUGAAAUUAAAACAAUGAAAGUAGAUACAAAGGAUGCCAGAAAGGAAGUAGAGGAACUUGUUAAGCCUGAAAUAGCUAAUGUCUAA